AUUGAGGCUUCUUAGCACUUCACAAACACCCACCUUAUUCUCAUCACCUAGCAACAGAAGCCUGAUCCUCAAUCAAACUGAAUUAUAGACAAUCAAAGACAGAUCAAAACGGUUGCAGUGAUUGUUAAUGGAGAGCUGGUCGAAUGACAGCCGGGACUGUAGUCAUCACUGGAGGAAUAUUGGCUACGAUUAUCCUUCUUUGUAUAAUAAUCGUGUUGUGUUAUUGCCGCCUGCAGUAUUAUUGCUGUAAGCGAGAGGAAUGGGAUGGAGAUGAGGAGGAGCCUGAUUUUGCAGUGCACUCGCGUCUGCCGGCUGCUUACUACAAUCACAGUGCUGGAAAUGGACUUCACUUUAGUUCUGUAGCCUACUCCCAGGAUCACUUCCAGUCCAGAGCUCUUUGUUCCAACUGCAAGCCACUCUUCUAUGUCCAUCAGAUUGAAGAGAUUCGGAAUGGGGGUGAGAACAUGAGCUACAACUCUGUCAGUGAGGAGGAUUUAGAAAUGCUUACAAACCCCCAGGAACUGCCCUUGGGCAGGGCUAAGUUGGCCAGAGACACUUUUAGCAGAAGUCGAAGUAUCAGCACUGAUGUGUGAAGAGGUUUGUUACUUUGG
Pristis pectinata (smalltooth sawfish) is the source of this 611-nucleotide messenger RNA. RefSeq names its product family with sequence similarity 163 member B, genome duplicate a (gene fam163ba). The coding region runs from base 144 to 593 and encodes 149 amino acids. The transcript is spliced from 3 exons. NCBI's taxonomy places the organism in Eukaryota, Metazoa, Chordata, Chondrichthyes, Rhinopristiformes, Pristidae. The record is from RefSeq and is a predicted model, not a curated record.